ACAUUAGUCAUUACAGACCAUUGCUUCUUACUUUAUAAGCUUUGUUCAGUCUUUACGACUCCCUCUUACUCUGUCCCAUCAUUGGAGCAUCUCUCUCGUCUUUCCAUUUCUCUCUUCAUCCUUCGCUUUGUGCAUACCAGAAAAAAAAUGUUGGCUUCCUAAAUGCACACUUUCUUUGUUUUUCUUUCUUUCUUCCCACUUCUUGAUUAUAGCCACAAUGAAAGGGUGGGGUCAUGGAAGAAAAUACAAAAUUCUCAAUCUUUCUCUCCCAAUUUAGGCUGUGGCAGAAAUUUGAGGAAGAAUCAACUUGGUGGAGUCAUCUUUGGAUGUAAGAACAGCACAAUGAAAGAAUGUCUGUCUAAACAACUCUUUGGCUUACCAGCUCAGCACUUCUCUUAUGUGAAGAAUAUUGUUCCAGGGUUGCCUCUAUUUCUGUUUAAUUAUACUGACAGGAAACUUCAUGGAAUUUUUGAGGCAGCUAGCAGUGGGAGAAUGCAUAUAGACCCCUAUGGAUGGACUUCCGAUGGCUCAGAUAGAACACAAUAUCCUGCUCAGGUGCAAAUUUGUGUCCGACUUCAGUGCCAGCCACUUUCUGAAGACAAAUUUAAACCAGUAAUUGCAGACAACUACUACAUUCAUAACCAUUUCUGGUUUGAACUAGACCAUGCGCAAACAAGCAAGCUUAUUUCCUUACUAUCAUCUGGAGCAAUUGCCUCUGGUGUUUCUGUCCCACAGAAUACACAGAGGUGGACAACUGUAUCUCGAUCCCUUGCAUCGCAUGAAAUUCUGAAGGAAGGUGAAACUUCUAAAAUGCUUGAAUUAGAGACAGAGCAUUCUACUCACUCAAGUACAAGAUCAGAUUUUACUGAAAAUGACUUUUCUUUAGAUGAACGCAUCUGGCCAUUAGAUAAUAAUGCGGUUGAGAAAGAAGUAAAAGAGGACGAGAAGAACAGUGUAUUUAUGAAACUAAAAGAAUUAACUCUUAAUUGUGAAAGUCAAGAUCUCUCUUUGACAAAGAAUAUCAAUGAUACUCCUGAUGUGAAUAACACCGAAAAGGGUGAAAUGGAGGCGUCGAGUGGUUUAGAUAAGAAGGAAGAGAGUACUAAUCCACCAUUUGAGAAUCAAUACAACAUAGCUCAGUUGGUACAAGAGGUCAAGGAAUUGGCAAAUUUCAAGAAAAUACAAAUGGAGAAGAAUUGCUACCUGGAAAAGAAGCUGAUUGAAGCAGAAAUGGAAAUUCAGCACCUAAAAGAUCGUUGUUCACUUUUAGAAUCUGCAUGUAAUACUUCUAAUCAUUUGACACACGUUGAGAAGACAGUAAUAAAGUCUAUGGCUGAGCUGCAUUUAGAUCCCAAAGAUUCAUUAUUUUUAAUAGGAGGCUUUGAUGGAAAAUCAUGGUUAGCAACUAUUGAUUUGUAUUGUACUUCUCAAAAUGUAACCAAAUCUCUUGCGCCUAUGAGCUCUGUUCGAUCAUAUGCUUCAGUUGUUCGGUUGAAUGAUGAAAUUUAUGUUUUUGGUGGUGGAAAUGGUUAUGUUUGGUAUGACACAGUUGAAUCAUACAAUCCAGUUCAUGACAACUGGACCUUGUGCCCCUCUUUGAACCAGAAGAAAGGAAGCUUAUCUGGAGCUGCUUUGAAUGAAAAAAUAUUUGCUGUUGGUGGUGGCAAUGGAGUUGACUGCUUUUCGGAUGUUGAGAUGCUUGAUUUAGAUAUUGGGCGGUGGAUUCCUACACGCUCAAUGCUAGAAAGGAGAUUUGCUCUUGCUGCAGUGGAACUCAAUGGUGUGAUUUAUGCCACUGGUGGAUUUGAUGGAAAUGAUUACUUAAGGUCUGCCGAAAGAUUUGAUCCCAGGGAACAUUCUUGGACCAAAAUACCAAACAUGAAUGUAAAGCGGGGCUGCCAUUCGGUAGUUGUUCUAAAUGAAAAGUUGUACGCACUUGGAGGCUUUGAUGGAGACAAAAUGGUUCCAAGUAUGGAAGUGUUCGAUCCUCGUCUUGGGGCAUGGACAAUGGGGGAACCAAUGAAUCAUCAAAGAGGGUAUUCUGCUGCUGUAGUUAUCAAGGAAUCCAUUUAUAUGAUUGGUGGAGUUAAAGUUGGAGAGAACAUUGUAGAUACAGUUGAGAAUUAUAAAGAAGGGAAGGGAUGGAAGGAAACUUGCACAAUGGAAGCUGUUAAAAGAUGUUUCUUGUCAGCUAUUGCCUGCAGUCAAGAGUGACAGAAGGUUCUUCAGUGGUCAUAUUAUCAUAAUCUUUGUAUAGUUAUACGAUGAGGACAUGAUUUUUCAUGACUUUGUAUGAUGUGCAUAAAGGCUUUAAUAGGAUGUUAACAAUUUAACAUCGUAUAUGACUUGUUUUGGGUUAUUCCUACUGAUGAUCUCUUUUUCAAUUUUAAUCAACUAAAA
Molecule: messenger RNA, 2400 nt
Organism: Cajanus cajan (pigeon pea)
Lineage: Eukaryota; Viridiplantae; Streptophyta; Magnoliopsida; Fabales; Fabaceae
Product: influenza virus NS1A-binding protein
Biological process (GO): response to endoplasmic reticulum stress
Molecular function (GO): protein binding
Source: RefSeq, a predicted model, not a curated record